Thlaspi arvense is the source of this 1736-nucleotide messenger RNA. The record is from the annotation of a GenBank genome assembly. NCBI's taxonomy places the organism in Eukaryota, Viridiplantae, Streptophyta, Magnoliopsida, Brassicales, Brassicaceae.
GCCAGCCAUUGAUUCUAGAGAUAAGGAGUUCGUGAGGGGAGGAAGAAGGAAUAGAAGAGAGAGAGGAGAGGAAAGAAGCGGAGGAGAGGAUUAAUUGAAAUCCGACGGCCAUGGAGGACGAUUGCCGAGAGGAAAACUCGGCCCGGCCAUGUGUACGAAACCCUAGCCACUUCAAAAUCAACGGUGAUUUAGACCUAAUCAGCUCUCUACCAAACGAGAUCCUCCACCACAUCCUCUUGUUUGCUCCGACAAAUUUAGCUAUCACGACUAGCGUCUUGUCCAAAAGAUGGAGGCGUGUAUGGUGCGAUAUACCAUCUCUCUCUUUUCAAUUGCAUAAAACGUCUAAUGAAUCGAUCAGCAAAACCCUAGAAAGCUACUCGGCCACCAAAAUCACGAGUCUCCAUCUCUGCCUUGAAAGCGGAAUCUACUUAGAAAGCAAAAGGAAUCACGAGGUUCACGACAUUGAUAACUUGAUCAAGUUUGCAAUGUCCCGCAACGUGGAGAAGCUUUCUUUGGAUUAUGGUAUAUCUUCUUAUUACCCUCUUCCAGGCUUCCUCUUCAGCAAUUCUUCCCUAAAGGAACUCAUCGUAAAAUCAAGAUAUAGUAUCUCCACAUCUCUAUGCACCGUCGUCUCUUGGACAUCAUUGACGAACUUGUCUUUGAGAUGCUCUCUACUCCCGGAUGAAUCCAUUCAGAAGAUUCUGUCUGGUUCUCCAAUGCUGGAAAGCUUGUCAUUUAUGUAUUGUCGUUCACUUUGCUGUCUUGAUCUGAGUGGAUCGGUGCGCCUUAGAAGACUGACUAUAGAUUUCGAGUAUUAUUCUCCACAACUGAAGAUCGUGGCUCCUCAUAUCCAUUAUUUGAGAUUGAUAAAUCUUAAGGGAAAGUGUACUUUAACUGAUGUAUCCUCUUUGAUCGAAGCUAACAUAGACACUGCCUAUUACUUGCCUAGAUUCUGGUGUAUUGAAGUUAAUCCCUUGAAGGCUAUUGAUUUUCAAGUCAUAGUGGAAACCAUGCUAGAAAGUUUGCACAAAGUAGAGAACCUUACCGUGGGGCUUAGCUUUCUUCAGAUGCUCUCUAUGGCUGAGUACUGUGGUGUUCCUUUCCCGACGUUUAAGGUCAAAACAUUGACUCUUGAAACAAGAAUUUUGCGAUCUAUGAUAACUGUUUACAUGUCUGGAGAUUGGAACUGCGCAGUGGAAAAACAUGUUAAUAACUAUAUAGACCCACAAUACUUGGACUCGGACCAAUGUUGGAGAUUCAAAGAUGUGGCGUUUCCGCCUUCGUCGGAGUUCAAAUUUGCAAAGCCUAGUCUCUUCGGUUCGUUCAUGGAACUUUUGCUGGGUAACACAAGAAAACUCGAGACAUUGAAUGAGAGGAACGGAAAGUACACUCAACAGCCGAUGAGAUCCUAUUCUUCCUUAAGUCUUCUUCGAUCGACGAAGAUUCUGUGUGGGAUAAGAUUCUGCCCACAUAAUGGUGUGGAGGAUAUUGAUUCUUCCUUCCUAGCAGUUUUAGUCUACUCAAGGUCAUGGGUGCUGGUACGAAGAGUUAAACCUGCAUCCGAUGCAAGCAAAGUUGUGAAGGAGGGAGAUGUGAUUAUAAGUUUUGAUGAUCUACACAUGGGAUGUGAAGGGGGUGUCGCAGAGCUUGGUAUCAUUAGAGCAGGAGAACUUAAGAAAGUUCAAGUAAUUCUAAGGCCAAGAGUGCACCUGGUACUAUCUGCACCUACCAGUUGA